Molecule: messenger RNA, 480 nt
Organism: Meira miltonrushii
Lineage: Eukaryota; Fungi; Basidiomycota; Exobasidiomycetes; Exobasidiales; Brachybasidiaceae
Exons: 3
Coding region: 33-401 (122 amino acids)
Source: RefSeq, a predicted model, not a curated record
CUUCCAAUAAGCGGUGAUGUACUAUUGCGCGUAUGCUUAACGCCAUUCAAACCUUCUAUCAAUACCUGAUAACACUCGCAACAAUGUCUGCGACUCCCUCUAUUGCAAAACCUCUUCAGGACGAUGUAAAAGGAAGAGGAAACAUCUCUGUUGCAGGUUCAACAGAUGCAGUCGCAUUCUUGGCUUCGAGAUGGAAAGCAGUAGAGGCAGCAAGUCAAAAUAAUGCUAUCCCACCACAAGAACGACCACAAAUCUUAAAGGAAAAGGCAGCAGCAGCCAACACACCCACUCCCGCUUCUAAUACCACAGCACCCAUCCCAUCCAAACCGGCCAGUGGAGCAUCAAGCGGAUCAUCUACACCCGCCAAAGGAUCUCCUUGGACGGGAGGAAGACGUCAUUGAUUCCAAUCCAUCAUCAUUCACAUAAUGUAUCAUACAGUAAAAGCUAAGCAUUCAUUAAAUGGACAAUAUGUUCACUCCC